UCUCUAAACUCAUUACUCAUUUUAUUACUCAACACUCUAUUUUCAUAAACCACAACAAACAUGGCAAACGAAGUAACAAAUAAUCAAGGAUCACUCUCGGCAAAGGACUACCAUGAUCCGCCACCCGCGUCUUUUAUCGACCUAAAAGAGCUAACCAAGUGGUCGUUAUAUAGAGCCGUGAUUGCUGAAUUCAUUGCCACACUUUUGUUUCUUUACAUAACUGUUUUAACUAUAAUUGGUUACAACAGCCAAAUUGCUUUGGGUGCUGACCCUUGUGGUGGUGUUGGGGUUCUUGGUAUAGCUUGGGCUGUUGGUGGCAUGAUAUUUGUUCUUGUUUACUGUACCGCCGGUAUCUCUGGUGGCCACAUUAACCCAGCCGUAACGUUUGGUCUAUUUUUGGCUCGUAAGGUUUCACUGCCACGAGCCAUCCUGUACAUGGUGGCUCAGUGUUUAGGAGCAAUUUGUGGUGUUGGUUUAGUCAAGUCUUUUCAAAAGACUUACUUUAAUACAUAUGGUGGAGGUGUCAAUGUGUUGGCCGAUGGCUACAAUAAAGGGACCGGGUUGGGUGCGGAGAUCAUUGGCACGUUCGUUCUUGUCUACACUGUUUUCUCGGCAACUGAUCCCAAAAGGAGCGCUAGAGACUCUCACGUUCCUGUGUUGGCACCACUACCUAUUGGGUUUGCUGUGUUCAUGGUUCACCUAGCCACUAUUCACAUCACUGGAACCGGUAUUAACCCGGCAAGAAGUUUAGGAGCCGCGGUGAUUUACAACAAGGAAAAAGCUUGGGAUGAUCAAUGGAUAUUUUGGGUCGGGCCCUUCAUUGGUGCUGCAAUUGCGGCUUUCUACCAUCAGUUUGUCUUGAGAGCUGGUGCGAUUAAAGCCCUUGGAUCGUUUAGAAGCAGCACCCAUGUUUGAGAUUCGAUCUAUCUUUUGAGAAAAAAAAAACAUGUUUAGUUAUUUUGGGGAGGAAGUUCGGAAAAGAUAAAUAAAAGUGUUUGUAUGUGUAUGGAAA
Molecule: messenger RNA, 1012 nt
Organism: Erigeron canadensis
Lineage: Eukaryota; Viridiplantae; Streptophyta; Magnoliopsida; Asterales; Asteraceae
Product: aquaporin PIP2-1-like
Exons: 4
Coding region: 61-915 (284 amino acids)
Biological process (GO): transmembrane transport
Cellular component (GO): plasma membrane
Molecular function (GO): water channel activity
Source: RefSeq, a predicted model, not a curated record